AUGAACUUAAUUGACCGUGAUAAUUUAAUUCACAAGAAUGGGGCACCGUUAUGCGACACGACGACCGCCAUUGUACAACGGCGGCCACUAUUGACACACUGUACAGCGAUUAGUGGUGUACUGAUCGCCCCACAAUCAUCAUCAUUCUCCAAUUCAAACAGGAAAACAGUGCAGUUUGUAGAUACUUAUGAUCUGGCUGCAUUUGACUCAUGCUCGGACAUUGACUCUAAGCUUGAUGCCUUCAAUGAAUUGAUAGUAGAUGUUUUGGAUGAAGUUGGGCCAGAAAAAACGUUUGUUGUGAAUCGUCCACCGGUUCCUUGGUUGACAGUAGAGCUGCGCGGAUUGAAGAAAGAGAGGGACGCAUGUUAUCGUGCUGCAAAGCGCUGUAACUCAACUUUUCUUUUCACCAGAUAUGUAGACCUGAGACGCGAUUUCAAGCGGAAGCUAUCAUUGUCAAAGAGUGAAUAUCUACAGCGUAAAUUUGAGUUUGCUUGUCGGACCAGAUUGUUCUGGAAAGAGAUAGACAGCCUUGGGCUAACAAAGAAAGGAUCUCAAGUUCAUCACGUUCCUACUAUUUCUCCUGAUGUGUUAAAUGCCUACUUUUCAUCAGUUGCAUCGGGUAAUAUCUUGCCAAGCUUUGAAGAAUGUGUAGCAAUUUUUGAUUUUGGAAAUAUUGUUGAGAAGGAUUUGGAAUUUAAUUUAUGUAAUACUGACAUUGUCAGUGUUGAAAGUGCAAUCAAGCGAAUUCCAACGAAUGCAAGAGGCCUUGAUGGUUUUUCAGUUCAAGAGUACAAAGCCAUUCUGAAUGAUACAUUACCUGUGAUCUUGUUCUUAUUUAAUGAAUCUAUUAGUAAUAGUGUUUUCCCGUUAAUUUGGAAGUAUUCGUCAGUGUGUCCUCUACCAAAAGUUCGUUACCCGUCGUCAUCUUCCGACUAUCGUCCAAUAUCCUUGCUAUUUGCGUUAUCAAAGGCGUUAGAGAGAAUUAUUUAUAAUCAGGCUACAAAGUAUUUGAAAGAUUAUGAUUUGCUAGAUCACAGGCAAACAGGUUUUAAAGAGAGUAUGAGGACUCAAUCGGCUGUCUUGAGAUUUGCUGAUGACACAAGGUUAGGGAUAGAUCAGGAUGAGGUUACUGUUGCUGUUUUCCUAGAUUUUACUAAAGCAUUUGAUACAGUUGAUCAUUUUUUGUUGCUGUCUAAAUGA
Neodiprion virginianus is the source of this 1200-nucleotide messenger RNA. RefSeq lists its product as uncharacterized. The coding region runs from base 1 to 1200 and encodes 399 amino acids. The transcript has 3 exons. The record is from RefSeq and is a predicted model, not a curated record. Lineage: Eukaryota; Metazoa; Arthropoda; Insecta; Hymenoptera; Diprionidae.